UAGUCCUGUCUAACUUGCUGUUUCAUGGCCAAAUUAGUACUUUAUUCAAUAAUCAAUAAGAUGAACAUACACAGUACAUUCUCCAUCACACCCCAGUCCAUCUAAAGCAGCAGCGUGGUGGGCAUAUCAGUGUAGUGGGGGGACUUGAUGGACUUCACUGAGAAGAAGGCUUUACAUUAUAGACUUGAAGUGGGUGGAAACUAUCCCAUCUGGUAUCUAGUAGUUUCACAAGCAGGAGGAAUCUGGAAUUAAACCUAUUUUGAAAUACCUAGUUUCUUAAGUAUUCCAGAGAAAUUGACAUCCAGCCCUUUAUUACUUUGGCUUAUUUCAUAUGAUGGCUCCUUCCUAACUAUUUCGGGGGAGAUGAAGGGAAAAAAACAACUUGGUGCACCAGUUCCAAGGCCACCGGAGGUUUGCAGCCGCCCAUCGCCCGCCCAGUAGUCUUCAGAUCCCGAGGCAGGCCCCGCCUACAUACAUACCGGAAGAGUCACGCCCCUGGAAAUGCGUCGCGUCGUCGCGUCGUCGCGUCGUCGCGCACGCGCUCUCCAGUCUCCCUUGACCUCUGACCCACCGGCAGCCCCAGCGCUGGUCCCACUGGGUCCGGGAGCGGCACCCGGCCCUGUGAGGCGGAGCGGCCGCCAUGGCCAAGUACCUGGCCCAGAUCAUUGUGAUGGGUGUGCAGGUGGUGGGCAGAGCCUUUGCCCGGGCCCUGAGGCAGGAGUUUGCAGAAGGUCUAGGGGAAGCUCUGGGCCACCAAGGGGGCUAAGCAGUCACCAAUGUGUUAACAGCAAGCCAGGCAGCUGCUGAUGCUCGGGGUCGUGCUGGGCACCAGUCUGCAGCUGCAUCCAACCUCUCCGGCCUC
This is a messenger RNA of Cricetulus griseus (Chinese hamster), 862 nucleotides long. Lineage: Eukaryota; Metazoa; Chordata; Mammalia; Rodentia; Cricetidae. The record is from RefSeq and is a predicted model, not a curated record.